Messenger RNA from Dacryopinax primogenitus, 563 nucleotides. RefSeq lists its product as uncharacterized. Lineage: Eukaryota; Fungi; Basidiomycota; Dacrymycetes; Dacrymycetales; Dacrymycetaceae. The transcript has a single exon. The annotation marks the transcript as partial. The record is from RefSeq and is a predicted model, not a curated record.
AUGCCUUCCCCAAAGUCGUCCAAACGGGCUCCGACCCCGCCCCUCCUACCGCAACACACGCCCCCCUCCUCCCCGCUCUCCUACUUCCGCCGCCCGGGCCGCAUCCUCCGCCUCCCACGUACGAACCUACAUCUUUCCCCCCUCGCACGCAUCGUCGGUUCCCUCCGGCGAAUAAGGGACUACCUGAACCCGGGGGAUGCGACGCCCCUGCUGGUGCUGAUGCUUUUCUUCCUUUGGGCUUGUGUGCUCGUUGUGAGCACGGGGCUGGAUAUUGGCAAGACUGCUGUGGUGGGGUGGGUGUGGAGGGCUGUGUUUGGGGAGAGGUCAUAGACACUCGGAAGGAGGGAGCAGGGCUCUCUCCCUUCCUGUGAGAGAGGGAUGAGAGAAGGAGAGGCUAUAUACCGAUCACCUGCGGAAGAUGCGGACGGACGACGGAGGAAAGGACGGAGGAAGGUCUCCAUGGACGAGAGAGGAGGAAAGGCGGUCCCAUGUGUAUUUCACUGUUGUACAUCCUCAUCCUGAGCACUGUUGUUCAUGACCCUAGUUCUACAUCCUUACGAUUC